This is a messenger RNA of Fusarium odoratissimum NRRL 54006, 2047 nucleotides long. RefSeq lists its product as uncharacterized. Lineage: Eukaryota; Fungi; Ascomycota; Sordariomycetes; Hypocreales; Nectriaceae. Bases 705 to 1481 code for a protein of 258 amino acids. The transcript is spliced from 2 exons. The record is from RefSeq and is a predicted model, not a curated record.
UACCCCUCCAUGUAUUUUUUUUGUAUAGAAAUAUCCCCCGCGCUUCACUCUUGAUUCUUCACAUUAACAACGCUCGCCUUGAUUUCGACCUAAAGAAACAUCAUAGAGCGCCUCUGCGCUUCCAAAGUCUCAUUAUCUCACUUGAAAACUGCAUAAAGAACCUCCAAAAGAUCGUCUCAGGCGUUCUUGUCUCCCCACUCACAACUCACUUCCCUUCCCCGUGCGGUCCCUGCAACUCGACCCAACGGUCCACCGCUCUUAGACAAGCCCCUCAAAGUCAAGGCCUAAUCAAGGGCCUUUUGAGCCAAAGAACAAGAGACGAACCUCUCUUUCUUGACUCAACCUUUUGUUAUACAUAUCUCUCUUUCUUUCUUUCUCUAUUGACCUUGUCUGCUUUCCUUUGACUACUUGUCAAAAAGCUUAGCUUAGCUUCCAAAUAUAACAAAGAACAAGGGUAUCCUCCUGUUCCUUUCUUCAUCUGCAUUGCGCAUGACCCCGAAACACCUCCGUAUAUCGCUUCAUUUCGAAUUCGUUGCUAUCUCAACCAGGCUUUCUCAAAAGGCAUCGAAUUGAAAUAGGCAGACGACCCAAAGAGCUACAGUUAUCGUCUCUAUAUUCUGAUAUCAAACCAUAAAGCAACAACUUCUCGUGCUCUUCCUGCUGAUACAUAUAACCGCACCACAGUUGAAACAAUAGAACCAACCAUGUCAUUUUCUCCGUCCACCAUGCAACAGGAUGAGCUUGCUGCUCUCCUGGCCCGUAACCUCAGCUUCAACCCAAUUCCCGAGCCUGCCCCUGCACCGCAACAAGAGCCCAAGGCCGAUCAUGCUGAGCCCAUCAUCUAUACUUCAGUCCACUACACCCACUCUGCACACAUAGCUCAAGCAGCUCAACACCAAGACGUCCCUCGUCGUGCUUCAGAGCCACCCCAGACGCAAGGACCCAGUGUUGAAGCUAUACUGCAACACCAUGGCGUCAAUCCAGCUACUCUGACGCCUUCACAACUCCAGCUGUUCAAAGUUGCCGAACCUUCUCAGCAGGAGAGACUUAUUGAACUUUGGAACAUUUGCCCUCCCGGAAACGGCGGCGAUAUCCCAGCUCUCGCCUGGAGUAGCACUACUGUGGAACAUGAGGAGCAACUUGCCCGCUUGCGUUACGAACGACUGAACCAGCAGCAACAAGUCAUGAGUCUGGAUGGUACCCAAGUUCAGGCAGUUGAUGGCAGGUGGGUUCGCAACUCAGAGCCUGAGGUCGAACCAUACAUGACUUCUGGCUACGAGGAGCUGAUGCGAAGAGAGCGUGAAAGAGAGGCCCGGGACAGCCAGCCCAGGAGCACCUACGGCCUCUACUCACACGCCACAGACCCUGUCUACAUGGGUCCGGACUACGCUCGUGAACAGCAGUUGCUGGAGAUGGCAACUCAGUACGGUGCUUACCAAGGAUUCCGAGCACCGGAGGUGGACACUAUGGAUGUUAUGUAAAUAAACAUCGUCUGUCCAAACCGAGCAGCAGAAUAGUAUGACCAGAUGUUCGACGGUCAAUCUACAUAGAAGCUCGGGAGGGAGAUAGGAUAUCAUCUAAGGUGGACAAGUUAUACGCCAAUGUGCGUACAGGAAAGGGAUUUGUUGAUAGAGCCAUGGGCUGUUAGUCAUUGUUUGGGUUUUGUUGCUUAGUAUGUUUAUCAGGUUGCUGGAUGAGUUUAUCAUGAGAAACUGGCUUCCAAAGGGGAGUGGAUAGGGUGGCGUUGGUGGAACUUUCAUUUUUUGCAAAUCAUUUUGCUCCCUCUUCCAGUAUCGCCCUCGUCAAGUACUUGCAGUGUAUGCUAACAAUUAGUUUUACCUAGAGAAAGUAUGUGCAAGGGCAGCAGUUUUGUUCGCCACAGGUACGUCGUCCCUUUCAACACCUGCCUUUGGGGGCUGCAACUCACUCUAUGUGCUCCCGGACUGUGAUAUUUAAUAUAUGCUUCCUAGCAGUAUAUCUAAGCCAGGCUCUCACCCACUAUGUAUCCAUCUAGAAUCAAUAAAAAAGCUUUUUGAUAAACACAGCA